This is a messenger RNA of Scylla paramamosain (green mud crab), 3675 nucleotides long. RefSeq names its product angiotensin-converting enzyme-like. Gene Ontology annotation, biological process: proteolysis. Gene Ontology annotation, molecular function: peptidyl-dipeptidase activity; metallopeptidase activity. Bases 908 to 2470 code for a protein of 520 amino acids. Gene Ontology annotation, cellular component: plasma membrane. The record is from RefSeq and is a predicted model, not a curated record. Lineage: Eukaryota; Metazoa; Arthropoda; Malacostraca; Decapoda; Portunidae. The transcript has 14 exons.
AAUCCUAGCGGACUGGUGACCAUCUCUCCGCUGAUACGUGCACACAACCGCCAGUAUGUCGCUCCAGCCUCCCCUGCCGCUCCUUGCCUUGCCCUGCCUGACUUGUGCUGUGUUGGUUGGUGCUGUGUUGUGAAGGAAGGGAACAUUGUAAUCAGCAAGAGGAUUCGUUAGUUCUCAUUCACCUGGUUGUAUAAUUGGAAUUUCUCGUCGUGUUAGUGUAGCAUUCCAUCGUUCAGUGUUCAUUUGUCCGGUAUUGCGAAUGGAUUCUCUCAUCGAAACAGCUGCGUCGUCGUAUUGAUCCAGAAACUGUGUGCGGAUGUGUAUUAGCGUGCGAUUAAGUGGACAACAGUGGACAAAAGGAGAAAAAAAAAAUGUCUACUCAAAAGUGCAGUGAAUGUAAUGAAUAUUGAGUGUACACCUAUGCGUGAAAAUAAAUAAAUAAAUAAAAAGAAAAAGAUCAUUUAUUUCUUCUCCGUCUUAGUGUUGUUGGUUCAGUAAAGGCAGUAAUGAGCCCUCUUCCCAAACCACUCGCUCACAACACGGGAUAAGACGCUUCACUCAGGCCAGGAAUGUCGCAGGCAGUCACCCUUCGCCACAGAUGAGAUAGCGUUCCAAGAAGGCAGGUGCGGUAGUACAAGUGCCGCGCGUCAGACUGCCAAUCAUUGUCAAAAGCUUUCUGGAGGAUGUGAAUGAAAGGGGUUCGAACUGGUGCACCGCUUCUCUCUCGGCGCAGUGGGAAUACCAGACCAACGUGACUGAGGAGACGAGGAAGGCACAGAAUGAGGCGCUACUGGACUUCGCGGUUUGGCGGCAGGAGACAGGGAAUGCAUCGAGAACCUUUGCCUCUCUCGCCCCUCUGCUGCCGGAUGACCAGAGGCGACAGCUCCGUUUUCUGUUCUCUCUUGGCAUGGCUGCGCUACCCGGGGCUGAACUGGAGGAGUAUACGCGUCUUAAGUCCGAGAUGCUUCAAGUGUACACCAGUGCCAGGGUGUGUGACUUUAACCAGCCCGCCAGGUGUGACCAAACCCUCAGCACAGACCUGAGCAAAAUGAUGAAGUCAAGCCGGGACUACCAGGAGCUGGCCCACGUGUGGCGUGCGUGGCGGGACAACACAGGCAGGAAGAUGCGGCCGUAUUUCAGCCAGCUGGUGACCCUCGCUAACAAGGCGGCAGAACUGAAUGGUUUUGGCAGUCGGGCUGAACAGUGGCAGGCGAAGUAUAACAGCAACGGCAACUUUACAUCUGUCCUCAGUGAAAUCUUCCAGCAGCUAGCGCCCCUGUACCAGCAGCUGCACGCCUACGUCAGGAGGAAGCUGCGGGAGCAAUAUGGGGAGACACACAUCAGCAGGAAGGGGCCCAUACCUGCCCACCUGCUGGGGUCCAUGUGGGGGCAGCGGUGGGAGGACAUCUACCCCUUGGUGAAGCCCUAUCCACUCAAGGCUUCACUGGAUGUCACGCAGGAGAUGAAGGCACAGGGAUACACGGUGAGGAAAAUGUUUGAGUUGGCGGAUGAUUUCUUCGUCUCACUGAACAUGACUCGCCUUCCUGCCUCCUUCUGGCGAAACUCCCUCUUCGUCCGCCCCUCAGACAGGAAGGUGCUGUGCCAAGCCUCCGCCUGGGACUUCUGCAACGGCAAAGACUACAGAGUGAAGAUGUGCGCUAAGGUUGACAUGAAGGACCUCCUCUUCAUCCACCACGAGCUGGGCCACAUCCACUACUACCUGCAGUAUCGACACCUGCCCCUCGUGUUUCGCAAGGGCGCCAACCAGGGUUUCCACGAGGCACUGGGAGACACAAUAAUCAUGAGCGUGGGCACUCCGCGGCACUUACAGAAGGUGGGUCUUUUGAAGGAGGUAGAUGAUGACCCUGAGGUGGAGAUGAACUACCUCCUAAGAGUGGCGCUGCGCUGGGUUCCUCUCCUGCACUUCGCCUACGUGUUGGAUCUGUGGCGCUGGGAGGUGUUCAGUGGCCAGGUCCCGGAGUAUGCGUGGAACUGUGCCUGGUGGGAAUUGAGGUUCCAGCUCCAGGGCCUCAAGCCGCCAGUGGUCAGGACGGAGAAGGACUUUGAUCCCGCCGCCAAGUACCACGUGGUCGCUGACGUGGAGUACAUAAGGUACUACGUGUCAACAGUGCUGCAGUUUCAGUUCUACAAGGCUCUGUGCAUGAAGGCAGGACAGUACGACCCUCUCGACCCUAGCCAGCCCCUUCAUAAGUGUGACUUCUAUCAGUCCUACGAGGCGGGAAACACUCUUAAGAAUAUGUUGAAACUUGGGCGUUCGAGACCCUGGGAGGAAGCACUGGGAGUCCUGACGGGGGAGACUGAAGGAAGGCUGGAUGCUUCUGCUAUGAGGGAAUACUUCAAGCCUUUGGAGGAGUGGCUGGCCGCAGACAACAAGAUGCAUGACGAACACAUUGGUUGGCAGUCUGAUGGAGAAUACUGCAGGCAAGACUCACUGGGGGCUCUUCACUGACCUCCAACCUUCAGGCAAACUUUCCCUUCCCUUGCUCGGUGGUGUUCAUCUUGCCACAGCCCUUCACCUACCCCACUUGACCCUCCCUGGCCCUCCCUGACCGUCCCCUGCCCUGCCUUGCCUCCUGGUGUGGUGCUGGAGUCUCCCCCUGCCCCAUCCCUACCCCACCACUGCCCCACAGCUGACCCAGUCCCUGCCCCAAAUGCCUUUAGUGACCCGUGACUCUACCAGGUGUGUGUAGGAGUGUAAAGUCAUUGGUGGUCUUGCAUUACGCUAUGAAGGUAGGUCUCUCUCUCUCUCUCUCUCUCUCUCUCUCUCUCUCUCUCAAGUACUGGUGAAGUAAGUAGACUUAUAUCUAUCAAUGCAUUUGUGUAUCUGUUAAUGUUUACAGGAUUAAGUCAAGCUCGUAAAGUACCGUUUUUUAAAGUUAAUUUGUCAUAGUUAUCUUUAAAACUAUGAAUGCUCCUUUCACACACAGCUCCGUCAGUCAGUCUGUGUGUGUGUAAUAAUAAUAAUUAAUAAUAAUAAACGGUUUAUUCUUUAGGCAGUCAACAAACUGAAAAUGUACAUUGGGGGUGGGGAAAUACUUGACAUUAAUCCUAAAGGUGUGUGUGUGUGUGUGUGUGUGUGUGUGUGUGUGUGUGUGUGUGUGUGUGUGUGUGUGUGUGUGUGUGUGUCCUUUCAUCCAUAGGUCAUCUCAGCACUGUUACCUGUUUAUUUUCUCAAGUUAAGCGUCAUGUAUUGAACACUUCACAUUUCUGUAGAGAGAUGAUAUAAUACAUUAGUAAAAUACACUAUUUGUAAUGUUUCGGGUCCUGAGAGCAGUACAGUAGGUAAUACCCUCCAGAAAUAGCCUUUAUAUGAAUCACUUAAGGUGUUAAAAUGUGUACAAUUCCUGGCCACUCUCUCAGAAAAGGAAGUUUGUCUAAUGUCGUGUAUUUACACAUUUAGCCGAAACAAGAAAUAAAUGUUUUUCUUUUAUACUCUUUAUGUUGUAUGUGAGAGGAACACUGGCAUAGGACAGUAAAAAGCAAUGAAAAAAAGACCCGCUGAGAUGCCUGUCUUUAUAAAGAAUGGUAUAAUUGUCUUGAAACUUACCAGUUAUUAAUAUUUUGUGUAAGCAGCAGUUGAUAAUUAAUUAUAUGGAUGGUGUUCACUUCAGGUUUACACACUGAAUAAAUAAAUAAAUAAAUAAAUAAAUAAAA